Messenger RNA from Xyrichtys novacula (pearly razorfish), 6574 nucleotides. The record is from the annotation of a GenBank genome assembly. NCBI's taxonomy places the organism in Eukaryota, Metazoa, Chordata, Actinopteri, Labriformes, Labridae.
ACGAUGGCUGUGGGCUGAGAAGUUGAUGAUUCCGUUGGUUCCUGACUGCGAGUAGAGAGAUUGAAGGGGUUGGGCCCACAGUGGAGAAAUGGCGAGAAUGGUGAACCAGAACGGCUGUGGAGGGGAAACACAGAGUCCAGAGCCGCAGGGACCGGGUCGGGGUGCGGCUAGAUGGGGUCCACAACACGCCGGUGCCCGAGAACUGGCCAAUUUGUACUCACCAGGUGAGUCGACACUCUUAAUAGCUCCGUCUUAUGGGAUUGUUCACCCGGUUCAAGUACCCACGAGUGGCGUGACAUAACGACAGGGUUUCAUACCGUAGUUACCAAGUAACAAACUGAAGGGAAAACUCCUUAAAUCACAAAGAGAGACGUGAGUUUACCUCGAAAUGCUCCUAUUUCAUGACACAGAACAAUCAGCGACAGUUCAGUGUGCACCACAGUCACACUUUUGUUGUUGCACAAUGGGGAUCAUGUGAGAUUGGGUGAAUUGGUGUUGGAGUCGCCGCCGUCCUUUGACAUUUCGAGCAUCAGAGAGAGGUUAGAAGAACCCACUGCUUCUGCUUUAGGCUCAGAAGCCUCAUUUGGCUGUAGAGCUGCUGUGACCUUUCAUAACAGGGCUGUUGCUAAGUCAGCCCGAGCUCUCUGCUACUGAGAGGAAGCACGUAAAACAAGAAACUAAUGGUGCAGGUAGUUUUGCGGAAAUUUUGGCAAGUACUCCCAACACUCAUUCAGGUGAUUUAGGCUCGUACAAAUACACCCCUUGUACAAAUACUUGAUGCCUUUCAUGGAGGAGCUUGCUGUGACAGCGUUGACUCUUUGGUGAUCAGUAUUUGCAUGCCAGAGAGUUUUCCAGCUGAAAAUUUGUAGUUGUAUGCUUUUAGUUGUAAUACGUAGACAGGUAUUUCAAGCCCUGCUGCUCUCUUCAGUCAUGUAACAAGCAGGGCGCAGAGGAAUGUUGUCUUGCUGAGUGUCACAGUCAUCUGAUAAUAAUUACGCUGACCAGUUUAGUGAACUUUGCUCAUUUUGGUUUUCGUUGUCUGAUGCCUAGGUUCAUAUUUACAGCUGAUAAUCUUAACAAAAAUGUUCCAUAUUCUGUGCGUAUGUGCAAUCAUACUAAUAUCAGUGCUUUUUUCGUUUUGUUUUAAGGCAAAAGAUGUCAAGAAUGGAUAAGCGUUAUCCUCUGCUUCUCUCUCAUGGCCUUCAAUUUCAUUCACCUCCUUGCCAAUUUCCAUCUGGGACAUUUGUGGUACAUCCUGUUGAGCAUUGGUGAGAACUGACAGAGGGGUUAUAUAAUGUUCUGAUGAUGUAUUGUCAUCAGUUCUGUUGUUUUUCUGAGCUGCAGUCCAAACAAAAGUUGCUUGUUUCCUCAUCAUUUUUCUGUGCUGCUCUCUUUCUCAGUGGCAGGAAUACUGACCGCAGACUUUGCAUCUGGACUCGUGCACUGGGGGGCGGAUACGUGGGGAUCAGUAGAUCUGCCCAUCUUCGGAAGGGUAACACAACACAUGCAGCAGUUAUUUUGAUCUUUCCCCUCAACAGUAAUCCCUUGUUUGCACUCUAAAUAAUCUGUAACAUUUCCUUGUGUUUGCAGCCUGCUUCCUUCCUUGUUUUUUUUCACCCUAUUCCAACGAUCUGAUCCUUCCUGCAGGCUUUUAUACGACCAUUUAGAGAGCACCACAUCGACCCCACAGCCAUCACCCGUCACGAUUUCAUUGAGACCAAUGGUGACAACUGCAUGCUGACCAUAGUCCCUCUAGCAAACAUGGCCUUCAACUUCCUCACCCUCUCCCCUGGUGAGUUUUGUAUCGACAAACCGAGCCUGACAUUUUCCUCUUCAUCAUUAUCCAGGCUCUUCCUUCAAAGUAACAAUGAAUACUGAUUGUUUAUGUCUCCUUUUUUGCAGCGGAGAUUUAUCAUAUCUACCCUUGGUACUGCUACUUGUUUGCACUAGCCAUCUUUGUGACGCUCACCAACCAGAUUCACAAGUGGUCUCACACAUAUUUUGGCCUGCCUCGCUGGGUGACGUUCCUGCAGGACUGUCAUAUCAUCCUCCCUCGCAAGCAUCACCGCGUCCACCACGUCUCUCCUCAUGAGACGUACUUCUGCAUCACGACAGGUUUGCUUUUAUUUCCUCCAGAGGAUUACAGACAAAAAUCCCUGUGUUUGUGAUGUUUAAGCCAAAUCCCAAUUUUUCCCUCUUGACCCUACCACUUCACCCUACUACUCAGUUGGUUUAUUUUGGGAUGGAGGGGUUAUUGGUCAUCCGGCCUUCGGACAGUUUCAUGAGAUGCACACUUUGAACAUAGCAGUUGAAGAAAAUGCCCUGCAAAUUUAGCCUGGCAAACAUUACAUGAAAAAUAGAAACUAAUGCAAGGAUAGAAGCCCUUCAACUUGUUUGGAUAUAUCCAUUUUUGUUUUUCAAAUGCUGCUUUGUUUUACCAGCAACACUGGUAUAUAUUUGGCGAGUUCUGGCUACAGAAACAUUUAAAAAUUGUACUUGAAGGAACAAACAGAAAAAAAUCCAUCACAAGUUGGAUUAGCAGUGAGCAUAAACAGGCACUGGUUGAUAAAUCCACAGUCCUGACUUGAUUAUCCUCAGCGCCUUUUAACAAAUCCAGACUUCAUUGUUUGCACCAAGAAGGAGGAGCAAAAAUGUUCAUAGAAAUUUUAACCAGAGUCCAAACAAGUUUGUUUGCCCACUGUAUAAAGUGUUACAAAUACUGAAAGUUUAAUUUCUAGUAAAUUUAGUUGAAUGUUGAUUCCAAAGACUAUAAUUUGGUUGUUAGUGUAAGAAAAGCUGUUCACAAUGAUAAAGGAAAUAUACUUCAAAGACAUGUCCUGAGUGACAGCGCAGAUAUUUCAGUGUCUCGCAUUAAAAUGCUGGAAAAAUAGGGCAAGUUUUGUCCCAUUUUCAAUUGAAAGGAUCCCACCCAGUCCAAAGCUAGGGGUGGAGGAAAGAGGACAAACUGGGAUUUAGCUGUAAUCUCGCAGUUUUUACGAUGAGGUCAGUCAGAUUUGUCACCGAGCCUUUUCUCUACAGGAUGGCUGAACUACCCUUUGGAGAAGCUGGGUUUCUGGAGGAACCUGGAGGACCUGAUCCAAGGAGUGACCGGGGAGAAGCCCAGAUCAGACGACCUGAAGUGGGCUCAGAAAGUCAAGUAAUGCUGCAGGCUCGCUGCACCCUACCUCAGAAGACGCUGGCAUCGUCCAGGCUUCUCAUCCCCUUCUUUGCCUCACUUAAACUUUAAUCCAUUGGACAAAAAAAAACUAACAAGCAGUUUCUGAUGCCAUAGCUUUAAGUCUUGCACAUUUUGUCUGUUUUUACAAGAGGAGGGCUCUGUUUGUGGAUUUUUUCAUUACUCACUCACAAAGAUCAUUUCAAAACGCAAUAUCUACUUAACUCUUUGUAAAUGUCAAACACAACUUAUCAAGUUUUUUUGCCGUGACUUCUAGAGGCUUCAGCUCAAACGGUUUGGUCAGAAACAUGGUUUGAAAUUUCUUCCCGAAGAGAUUAAAGAUUCCCUGUUGUCAAAAAAUGUCAAACAAUCCCCAAGAAAGUCUACUUGAAAGAGUGAUCGCUCACUUUUCGCUCCUCCAGAGACACAGCUGUUCCUUUUGGAGUUGAUAAAUCACGUUAUUUUUAGCACUUCUUUUUGCUCUCUGGAUCAGUCUUUACAUCUCCACUUUUUCAAAUUGGUGUCUCGAGUCGUAAAAGUGGAUGUAGGCCACUGUAAGUGUUAGUGCUGAGGUGAUGUGGGAUGUCUGGAUGUUUUACCAAUGUUGAUAGCAAAGGAACAAAUUUGUCAAUAACUGUUACACUUUGAUUCUUGCACAUUUGGGACUGUUUGAGUGGGAGAUGAUGUCAAGAUAUGUUAAAAGCUUGUUUUCCGUUAAUACCAUAGCCAUCUUUAUUUCGAAUUUACUUCAUUAAGACAGAGCCAUAUCUAAUAAUUAAGUCAUGUCGAGCAGAGACAGCGACUGCAGUUACAGUGCAAGAGUCCACACAAAAAUGAUCAAAAUCCAGCCGUUUGAUUGGAGGUUAUUUUCUGAAAUGAGCUUUUUGUUUUUUAUCUUUGAUGAUAACACAGACACAGAAAUAGAGUUAUUACCAGGCUUUGUAAUUUGAGGGAAAAAUCACAUUGAGAAGUGUGUCACUGAAGUCUGUGCUGCUAAAAAUCUGGGCAUAUAUAUUGUAACGGUGCUGUUGAUUGGCUGAGUCAAUCUGGCCCUGCUGAGCUUUCUUUUCACAUGAUCAUUACGUGUCCUCUGUGAAAAGCAUUUGUUUGGAUUUCUUUAUUUGACAGACAGUUUAGCAAAAACGAGGCAUAUUUAUUUUAGUCAGGCUGCCUUACACACCACAGAUGCAGUACUCGUGUCUCUGUUUCUUUUGCAGCACUUCUUUGUGUUUUUGCGACGUUUCGUUUCUGUCUUCUGACGGUUUUGUGUGUCAGUCAAUCAGACACAGAUAUUCCAAAGUUGUGCCAACUGUUUGUAUCAUUGUCUACACUCCUCACCUGCUUUUCUUUUGUACUGUAGGAAGAAUCUGUCCAUUUUAGAGUGUGACAUAUCCCUUGUGUAAUGUUGCCACCGUGUACCGUCUUGGCAAAACUUGGUGAUGUUACAAGGGCUUUGUGUGGUCUAACAACCCAGGAACAGAUGAGAUUUAAGAGUUGAAUCGGUUGGUUGAAAGAUUUUUGUUUGUAAUUUGUAAAUGUAUUGUACAGCUGAUAACUAUGCAGUGUAAUUGAGAGGCCCUUAACUCUACGUCUUAAGUCAUUGGAUUAGUUUGAAAUGCCUUUCUUUUUCUAAUUGUUUACACGUAUUCUAUAAGGUGGACAACUGGAGUUCAAAUUUCGCUACUUAACGAACUGCAUGACAAUUUUAUUUGACUAAUUAAGAUGUCACUCACACAGACCUAAGAAUGCAUGCAUGCAUAGCGCAUGUCAGCUCGUGCAAAGAAAUUUACAGGGUCACCAGCUUUCCUUUUGAUUGCUUUUAAAAGAUGACCCUAAACUUUGACCAAAUGGAUCUAGGCUUGAACUCUGAAAAUGUUGUCUCCAUUCAGAAGAAAUUCUGGCUUAUGUGUUUAGAUUUCAUCUACUGGAGGUGACUUUUGUGUUCAGCCGGGGUCAACCAGGUAAAAAGGCCAGGUUAUCGAGCUUCUGGCGUUAAAUUCAAAGCGAACAAUUUAAUUCUAGUAAUAGUUAAUUUUGAAGCCAAAUUUUUUUUAAAUUUUGUUUUGUGUAUGUAUUCCAGUUUUUGAAUCCUUCAUACUUGAUAUACACAAUGAAUCACCAUAGGUCAGCAGCAGUAGAACACAGCAGAUUGCAUAGUGCUUGUUCGUAGAGUAAUGUGAGGAACAGUUAAGUGUGCUUUAGGUCGUGCAAUACAAGCUGGUGAAUUAAUGCAGUUAUGUGUGACUGUGUUAAGUUUAAGGCCUGCUGCUGUAGAUUUUUUCAUCAGUAUUAGGCAACUUACUGUUUGGGAACUGCUAACUGCAAUCUAUAGACACACCUGAACUUUAACUGACAACUUCUUUUUAGAUCUGAAAUUUGACUUUAAGUGCUUCAGCAAAUAGCUUUUUUCUUCAUGAUAACUGUAAUGAUAUUUAAACACAGUUUAAUUAUGUUUUCGGCACAUCAAAAUAGGACAAUAGUUAAGAAUAAGAGUUAGAAAUACUAGACAUGGUAUGAGAUAAUUAGUUUGGAUACUGAAAAAAACUGAAAACCUAAAAAAAAUAUUUGGGUAUUUAUAAGGAGCCCACACAAUAGUAGUCCUCUCUUUUAGAAGGACUUGCAAUAAUGGUUGUUUAUGGUUUCUAGUUGGAGUCUGGCUGUGAGGACAGGUCUGACAUAAAUCCACUUUUCUUUACUCUUUUUCGAAUGAUCUCAGGAUUGCGGUCAGAAUAGUUCACGUACUAUAACUGAUUUUUUAAAGAUGAACCCUCCAUUAGAUAAGCUAAGACCGUUAUUUAUCGGAAUAAAUUGUCAAAGUCUUUGAUUUUCAUCAGAUUUAGCCGAAUGAUUUUUAAUGUAGUCAAAAUUCUAUGAUAUAUCAGUCUAGUAAACUCUGCCUCUUCUCAUCUGAGUAGAUUUGUGAUUAAGCUGUUUGUUUUUCAGCCUAGCUACAAUUGGCUUUCAUAAAUGGAUUUGAAGGGUAUUUCGUGACAGUGUGUUGUUUGUGAAAGCAAGUGAACUUGUGGGUAAGUGGCGUGGGCAGUUGUCGUCAGUUUGUUUAACAUGCUGUGUUGAAAAUACUUUUGAAUCAUCCUUGGAUUUAUGAAUUGAAUUGCCUUAUCCUCUCUCCCGUGAACGAUUUUCUGUAAAUCUUACCAGCGAUAUGGGAAAAAAAACAACAACAAAAAAAAUUUAUUGACUGACUUUAAAUUGACCUUCACUUGCCUCUGAGGUAAGACCCAUAUGGAUGUUGUAGUUGGUUAAGUAAGCUGGUGGUGAUGGAGUUUUAGAUAUCAGAAUAAUGCCUUGAUGCCUUUUUGUUGUCUUCAAUUUCGGAGACGUACAAUGUACAUAUUAAACUGUAUUUAUAAAUGAACUAAAUAAACUGUUGAUAAUUAC